UCUCCUGCUCCCACCGGAAUCUUUCGUCCGUCACUGCUUGGUUUGGAGUCCUGUGCCCGCAAUGGCCCCUCCUACCCCUCGUUGACGUUGAUCGCUGUAGCCGCCUUCAUUGGCUAUCUCGCUAGCCACAGGCUGAUUCGACUCCGCCAAAGCCGUGGCACAAAACCGUGAAGUCGACGCGCACGAUCAUUCGGCGCAAAGCGAUCGUAUUGCUCGUUCAGCACAAGGGUGGAAGGUCGAUAGGCGGGGCAUCUUUUCCCUGUUCAAGGUUUGGUUCUAGAAGCGCAAGGUGAAAAGGAGAAUGAUGAGGCAAAAAAGAGAGGUCCUUGAUGCCCCACUGUGAGUCUUCUUUGCAUCUGCUGUGUGAAAUAUCCUGGUUGCGAAGAGGCCCAGAGAGUGAUUUUUCUGAUAGGAAUCCGAUAAAGCUUGGAUUUUUAGCUUUUGUGGCGUAUUGGGUUCUGGGUUUCGGUCGUAAAGGUACCUCCUAUGCCUGAAGAACCUUUGUUAGCUUAGUUUGAUUGUUUUUGGGGGUUUUGUGGUUGGUGGUGUUCCUGAGAUUCGACGGGUUCUUUUGUUUGUCUGUGAAGAAGAGAACAAGAGUUUCAUUGUUGGGGCUUCUCCUCUAAAUCCUGUCUUUUUCUUUGUUCCUUGUGUUUGGUAGGGAGGAGGUAAUUUUUCUCUGUUUGGGGCUUUUGAUGCGGGAAAUUAGGUUUUUCCACCUUCUUAAUCGAGAGUGGUUUGUGGGUUCUGUUGUUCUGUAGGCGACUGAUCUGAACCCCGAUUCAUGACAUCUGAUGUUUUGAUAGAAUAAGGGCUGAGAUGAAUCUUUAAGUUUCUGGUAAUUGAAGUUUGAGCUGAGUGAUCAGUGAGGUUUCUCGUUGCCCUAACAUCUGGUUUGGAUUCUUCACGGAUAAGAAGAAUCCUUGUCACGCUAGAUUUUCUGGCCACAGUUUUCCGUCUGCAGUUUUCUUGGCUGAGAGAUAGAAGAAGAGGAGGGAACUCAAAUUCUUUUCUUCCGAAUCUAUUUUUAGCUUUGGAAAUGGAGAGACAGCAGAGUUUUCGAAUUGGAGCCUUGGAGAAAUUGCAGAGCUUUCGGCUCACUGUGAUGGAGAAACAAAAGAGCUUUCGGAUGGACAAACAGAGGAGUUUUCGUAUGGGUGAUAGGCAGCAAAGCUUCAAAGAAGGGAAGAGCAAAGAGAGCCCUGGUAAACGGGGGGAUUUGGAGCUCCAUCUCGCUGCUAGGGCUGGCAACGCAGUGCGUGUACAUAAGGUACUGUCAGAGUGCAGUGAAACCCAGCUGAAAGAUCUGCUUUGCAAGCAGAACCAGGAUGGGGAGACGGCCUUAUAUAUUGCUGCAGAAAAAGGACAUGUGGAGGUUGUUCAGGAGAUAUUAAAAGUUUCGGAUACUCAAUCAGCUGCUAUCAAGGCCAAUAACAGCUACGAUUCAUUUCAUAUUGCUGCUAAGCAGGGGCAUCUUGAAGUGUUGAAGGACCUCUUGCGUUCUUUCCCUGCACUAGCUAUGACAACCAAUUCAUUAAAUUCGACAGCUUUGGAUACUGCUGCAACUCAAGGUCACAUUGAUGUGGUCAAUCUCCUGCUAGAAACUGAUGCAAGUCUCGCUAAGAUUGCAAGGAAUAAUGGAAAGACUGUUUUACAUUCAGCAGCAAGAAUGGGCCAUGUGCUUGUGGUAAAAUCCCUAUUAGAUAAGGACCCUAGCAUUGGUUUAAGGACUGACAAGAAGGGGCAGACAGCAUUUCACAUGGCUGUGAAGGGUCAAAAUGUCGAGAUGGUAAUGGAAUUGCUGAAGCCUGAUAUAUCAAUAAUCAAUCUAGAAGACAAUAAGGGGAACAAGCCACUGCAUAUUGCAACAAGGAAGGGAAAUCCAAAGAUUUUGCAGGUUUUGCUAUCGGUUAAAGAAAUUGAUAUCAAUGCAGUGAAUAGAGCAGGUGAAACUGCCCUCAGCAUUGCCGAGAAGUUUUCAAAUGAAGAGAUUGCUUCCAUUCUCAGAGAAUUUGGUGCAGUUGUCGCACAACAACCAGCAAAUACAUUGACUGCUGCCAAGCAGCUGAAGCAAACUGUUAGUGACAUAAAACACGAUGUUCAAUCUCAACUCAGACAAACUCGUCAAACAGAAAUGAAGGUCUAUAAGAUCAAGAAGAGACUUAAGAAGCUCCACCUGGGAGGUCUCAAUAAUGCCAUCAAUUCCAAUACUGUGGUUGCGGUGCUCAUAGCUACUGUGGCCUUUGCAGCCAUAUUCCAAUUGCCCGGCCAGUUUGUUCAGGAACAUCAGACUGAGUUUACCCUUGGACAAGCCUACAUAGCAAAAUAUGCAGCAUUCAUCAUCUUCCUGGUUUCCGAUUCUUUGGCUUUAUUCAUUUCGCUGGCAGUGGUGGUCGUCCAGACUUCCUUGAUUGUUGUUGAGCAGAAAGCCAAGAGCAGGAUGGUUUUUGUAAUGAACAAGCUGAUGUGGCUGGCUUGCCUCUUCAUAUCAGUGGCCUUCAUCUCCCUAACGUAUGUUGUGGUGGGCCAUGACUCAUGGCUGGCUUGGUCAACCAUGGCUAUUGGUACUACAAUCAUGCUGACCACUUUGGGAUCGAUGUGCUACUUUGUAGUUGCUCACCGGAUAGAGGAGAAGAACAUGAGGAACAUCAGGCGGAACUCAGGGAGCAGGUCCCGAUCGUGGUCUUUAUCUGUGGGUUCAGACACAGAGAUCCUGAAUAGUGAAUUCAAGAAGAUGUACGCUCUAUAGGAUGGAUAUGCUUUAUACUUCAGUAUCUGCACUACAGCUGUUCAGAAUCCUCGGUUAUAGUAUGACCAUAUAUGAUAAUUCUCGUAUCAGAAAACUCGUCGGCUACAUUCCACAAAUGAAAUGGUCCAGAGGCAGUCCAGGCACUAAUAAGUGGCUCAUCUCUUCCAAAGGUCACUGUAACUUAUAGCACUGAGUGAUCAGCCUGUGGGUGUUGCCUCAAGUUCAACAUGGUUGGUAAAGGGUUUCAGUACAAGUUUACCUCCGACUCGAUGUGAAACAUGUUCAUCUUCUGUAUUUUUGGCAUUCUCACAUUUACUAUGGAUCUGCACCGAUAUUCUGUGGUUUUAUGCA
This is a messenger RNA of Musa acuminata AAA Group (dessert banana), 3100 nucleotides long. Its product is annotated as ankyrin repeat-containing protein At5g02620. The transcript is spliced from 3 exons. Bases 1040 to 2749 code for a protein of 569 amino acids. NCBI's taxonomy places the organism in Eukaryota, Viridiplantae, Streptophyta, Magnoliopsida, Zingiberales, Musaceae. Gene Ontology annotation, cellular component: plasma membrane. Gene Ontology annotation, molecular function: protein binding. The record is from RefSeq and is a predicted model, not a curated record.